GUAAGUGUGCUUAAAAAUAUGAAUGCAAAAAAAUAUAAUAAUUAAAUAAAUAAAUGUUUGUCGCCGUAAUCCCUCCGCGCCGGCAGAUGGCGCUGCCGCCAAAAAAACAAACAAAAAAACUAGGACCUGCAGCGAAAAAGUGUUGUGACUGUUUGGUACACUUUCUCCACAACAACAGAGGUUUCAUCUGUGAUAUUAAGAUUUUAUAAAAACACAAAGGACAUGGCAAACAGCGAGGAUGAGAUGGAAGAAGAUGACACCGAGUGGAAGAACAGUUUGGUAGAUUCAGUCCCACUCAUCCCCGCUGCUGCUGCUGCUGCUUCUGCUCUAAGCCUCAAUAAAACAUCAGGACCAGUACACAGAGUCAUUCUGCACUUUGACCUGGACUGCUUCUAUGCUCAGGUGGAAAUGAUCAGAAACCCAGCACUGAGAGAGGUCCCAUUAGGUAUUCAGCAGAAAUACAUCAUAGUCACCUGUAACUAUGUGGCGAGGGAUCAGGGUGUCACCAAGCUGAUGUCUGUGACCGACGCCAAGGAGAAAUGUCCUCAGCUGGUUCUGGUCAAAGGAGAAGACCUGACACACUACAGAGAAAUGUCCUAUAAAAUGACAGAGCUGCUGAUGUCCUACUGUCCGCUGGUAGAGAGGCUUGGAUUUGAUGAAAACUUCAUGGAUGUCACAAAGAUGGUAGAAAGCAGGCUGGCACAGACACCGGAGUCUCACAAGUUGUCAUUUAAAGGACACGUCUACAACCAUUCCAGUGCAGAUGUUGAAGCCCGUGAUCAUCCGAGGUUGGCUUUAGGUUCGCACAUUGCAGCCGAGCUGAGAGAAGCCGUCCGCAGCAAACUGGGUCUGACUGGCUGCGCUGGCAUCGCCACCAACAAGCUGCUGGCCAAACUGGUGUCGGGCAGCUUCAAACCAAACCAACAAACCACCCUGCUGCCGGAGAACGUCAGCGACAUCAUGGGCUGCCUGAGCAGCCUCCGAAAAGUACCAGGGGUCGGUCACCAAACUGCGAAGAGACUUCAAGCCCUGGGUUUGACCAGCGUGAAAGACCUUCAGCUCUUCUCGCUGAAUGACUUGGUGAGAGAGUUUGGAGCUGCCAGCGCUGAGCGGUUGAAGAAUCUCGCCCUCGGUAUCGAUGACUCACCUGUCACACCUACUGGAGCCCCUCAGUCUCUCAGUGACGAAGACUCUUUCAAGAAGAUGUCAUCAACUAAAGAAGUUUCUGAAAAGAUUCAUGAACUCCUGAGCAGUCUGGUGGAGAGGAUGCACAAAGACGGCAGGCAGCCUCAAACCUUCCGGCUGACCAUCCGGAGAUACUCAGCCACCAACAAGUGGUUCAGUCGGGAGAGCCGGCAGUGUCCCAUCCCCAGCCACAUCGGACAGAAGAUCACCUCUAGCAGCAGUGAAGACGCUGUGGUCCAGCUCGUCCCGUUGGCCGUGAAGCUUUUCCACAAGAUGGUGGACAGCAGGGCCGCCUUCCACCUCACCCUCAUUAAUGUUUGCUUCAGUAACCUGCAGACCAGGGGAGCUGCCGCCAGCGGAAAAGGCUCCAUAGCAUCUUUCUUCGCACACAGCACGUCUCCCAGAAAGACACAAGUCCACUCAUCACAAAGCCAGGAUGCUUCCUCUCAGAGCGGGGACAGUCUCUGCACGGAUCAACAGUUCAGCGCACACAGCGUGAUGACUCAAUGUACCUCACAAAAGACAGUGACGACUAAAAGCCCUCGUGGCUCUGAGGCAGCACCGCACUGGUUUAAAAGAAAGGAGAGAGUUGUAGAGGAGCCUCUGCUCCAGAGAGAAUCCUGCAGCACAGCGAAGUCAGACCCCGAAGAAACAAAUAUUACAGGGACGCAUCGAUUGCCCGCAAACGUUGACCCUGACGUGUUCAGGUUUCUCCCCGAGGAAAUCCAGAAGGAGCUGUUAUCUCCUGCCUACAGAAACUCCCUCCCCAGCUCAUCUGCAGUCGUUAAUGUCCCCAAUAUAACACAGAAAAAGUCCCCACAGUCAUCAACAGACUCCCAAAAUGUUAGAGAUACAAAAGAGGCUCUAGACAAAUUGGAUCCACCUAACAGGCUGACCACCGUGAAUCAGCAGAGGCCCGCGGGCACGAGUGACUUUCAAGGAGAAAACGUCAUGGAGGAACAGAGGCCCUCAUUGCCCCGGUCUUCUGACUGCGAGUUUCCGGGAAAUGUGGACCCUAAGGUGUUUUCCGAGCUUCCUCCGGACGUUCAGAGGGAGCUGAUGUCUGAAUGGAAGCAACAGAAACCCGUCCUGAAGACGCCGUCGUCCAGGAAACCAGCAGCGAGGAGCCUGAAAGACAGAAAGGCUGCAGGGAAAGGCAGUCAGGCAAACAACCUGUUCAAGUAUUUCAAACCCAGUUAGACAACGACAGGUGACUUCUGCUAAAGUUUAUUUAAGACAGAAAUAAACUCAUAUGUUCUUAUGUUUUUUUCUCUUUAAAGAAAAUUAUUUAUUUUUCUAUUCUUGAGUUCUUCUUGUGAUAUAUAUAUAUAUAUAUAUAGGGAGAGUGAACAAAAUAAAAGAAACACUUAACAGUCCGAUACAGCAAGAAACAACUUGAGGCUUUUUGUGUUUUGGUGACACGACUGGAAAUCAAAAUUAAAGUUAAAAUCUCAAAGAUCUUCAAUUUGUUUUCUUUGGUGGCAUAUGUGGCAAUAAAAUUACAUAUAUCUCGAUAUUUUUUGUUUUCUGGUAAUCCAAAAAAAUAAAUAUUUUAUAAGAAAUAAUCACAGAUAUUUCUAAACUCCUGAAAUAAAAACGUAACAAAUUAAAAGUAUUUUCUCAUUUAAUUAAUAACUUAAGGUAACAACAUAGUUUUAGAUGAAAUUAUUGAGAAAAUAAAUAAAUAUAAAAAACAUCAGUUUUUCUGGGAAAUUUGCAUUAUUAUGUGCUUAUCAAUUUAGACGACCUUAUCACGCAUCACAUUAUCUCUUUAGGAUGUUUUCUCACGAUAUGAUUCAGUUGAAAAGCAACAAAUUAUAUUGAAUUAUCACCCAGUCCUACCUUGAAUUAAGGUUUUAAAUUUCUGUAAAAUCAAAGUCCCAAAAGUCAAUUAAAUUUCCUCUAAAUCUGUGACAAUUCCAACAAAAACAGAGCAAAGAAAUUAUUUAUUUCAAGUUUUUCAUUGGGUGUUUCUCUUAUAUUUGUUGCCCCAGUAUCUCCAUGUUAAUAUUCAGAUUAGUUGUUGUUUUGUAAAGAAGAAUACAUUGUUUAUAAAAGUAAAUAUUGACUUAAAAAAACA
Molecule: messenger RNA, 3265 nt
Organism: Centropristis striata (black sea bass)
Lineage: Eukaryota; Metazoa; Chordata; Actinopteri; Perciformes; Serranidae
Gene: poli
Product: polymerase (DNA directed) iota
Exons: 10
Coding region: 223-2385 (720 amino acids)
Biological process (GO): translesion synthesis
Molecular function (GO): damaged DNA binding; DNA-directed DNA polymerase activity
Source: RefSeq, a predicted model, not a curated record